AUGGUUACUUCAACUAAAAAAACCAGUAAUAAAAUAUCAACCACUAAUAGUAGUGGUAAAUUAAAACCAACAUUAAAUAAUAAAAAAAAUGACUCGGUAGUUAAGAAACCACUUCUUUCAGAAGAGAUUAUGGAUAUUGUUACUGGUGCAUCCAAUAUAAAAAAAUCAAUCGAUCCAGAAUCAAUGGAUUAUUUUGGUGAUAGCGCUAAAGUCGAUCAAUAUGAAGAUUUUGGUGAUAUUAAUGACGAAAACUCAGGUUCAAGAUUAAGAGGUGAUAUUGAUUCAGGAUUUACAUCUGGUAAAUAUUCAGGUAAAAAAUCAUCAAGAAAGAAUGAAAGGGAUGAAGAAGACGAAUUUAACCCAGAAGAAGAGAUACCUUCAGAAGACGAUAAAGACUUAGAUGAUGUUUUUGAUUUUGAUGAUAAAGAAGAUGAUAUAAGUGAUGAUGAUGAUGAUAAUAUUGUACAAUCCUCAAAUAUCGAUAAAGCUGAUCAAUUAUUUAAAAAACUUCAAAAACAACAACAACAAUCAAACGAAAAAGAUGAAAAAGAACCAAAACUUUUAAAUAAUAUAAAUGAAUCUGACGAAAUGGAAAAAGCAAAAAAUACAAAAAAUCAAACUGUUUUAUAUAAUGAAUUUUUAACAACUAGAAUCUAUUUACAAAAAGCAAUUAGCUUUGCAAAUAGAUUACCAAAACCAAAAGCAUAUAAAGAGUUUAUCGAAUAUGAUAAAUCAAUUGAAAAUAAAUUUGAACAAGUUAAAAAACAAUCAUGUCAAUUAGUAUCAGAAUUAUUUAAUCUUCAAAGCGAAUUAAUCGAUAGAAAUGAAGAAAUGCCAAAGAGCACAAAUAAAAAGAAAAGAAUUAGAGAGGAUCAAAGUUUAUCUGAAGUAUGGAAUAUUAUUGACGAGCAAAACCAAAGAUUAAAUGAAUUUCACAAUGCCACAAUCACCAAAUGGAAUAAUAGAAUCAGCAUCAGUGGCACAACCACAACUAAAAAUUUAAAAUCAUUAAACCAAUCCAUUUUAACUCAAAUUAGUAAUACUUUAAACGAUAUUGAAAGAUUACAAAAAAGAACAAAAUUAAAAAGAAGUACUUAUAAAAUUUUUGGUGAUCAACAAAUAAAACAACAACAACCACAACAAGAACAACAACAAGAACAAGACGAAGAUGAAGACGAGUAUGAUGACGAAAUUUUUGAUGAUUCAGAUUUUUACCAAAACUUAUUAAAAGAAUUAGAAAAUAGUAAUGACGAUGAUCAAAAUCAAGUUGGUUCUCAAUACUGGAUCGAAAUGAGAAAUUUAAAGAAAAAGAAAAAGAAGAAGGUUAAUCAAAAAGCAUCCAAAGGUAGAAUUCUUAGAUACGAAGUAUUCCCAAAAUUAGAAAACUUUAUGACUCCAAUCCAAAUUCCAGACCCAGAUUGGAAUAUCGAUCAAUUAUAUCAAAAUUUAUUUGGUGGUGUUGGUAAUAUAGAUAAUUAA
Dictyostelium purpureum is the source of this 1479-nucleotide messenger RNA. RefSeq lists its product as uncharacterized. Lineage: Eukaryota; Evosea; Eumycetozoa; Dictyosteliales; Dictyosteliaceae. Gene Ontology annotation, cellular component: nucleus; nucleolus. The coding region runs from base 1 to 1479 and encodes 492 amino acids. The transcript has 3 exons. The record is from RefSeq and is a predicted model, not a curated record.